CCCGCCAGGCCAGCCCUAGUCCUGUUCUCGCGCGUGCGGCGGGCGGACAUGCUUGCCCCCGGCACCGGAGCGCUGCCCGUCCUGUACCAAGCUCCAAAGCGCCCCUCCACCCCGCGCAUCUCGGUUCGGCCCUCGCCUCGGCCUUGACAUCAGACGCCGUAGUGCGUGCGUGUGCGUGCGUGUACGCGUGCCCGCCAGUGUCGGUGCGCCGCGCGUCUCGGAAGGAGUAGGGACGUAAAUAAUCCAGCUACCCCAAUCGACAACCCCAGUCACCCAGCCUCGGAGCACCCUGGGCCAGCCCGGCAGCAUGUUCGAUGAGCCAGCCUGACUUGAGAUAUCUGCGCCCAUGUGCGCGUCGGGGUAGCGCGGGCCCGGGCUGGGGCCCACCGUGCCCAUGGACCUGGACGAGCCGGAGCCCCCCGAGCCCGAGGAGGGCUGCGCCGGGGGGCGCGGGCUGGAGCCGAGGCUGGAGCCGAGGCUGAAGCUGCAGGGAUGGCGGCGGCCGCGGGCGCUGGCGGGCUGCCUGGCCGGGCUGCCGCUGCUGCUGUUCCUGCUGCUGCUGCCCGGCGGCCUGGCGCGGCCCGAGGCCCUGCAGCCCCAGGUCAUGCACCCCCAGCUGGUGGUGCCUGGCCAGCAGGCGGCGGGCGUCUCCGUCGACGCCGGCGACGUGUACGCGCCGCCCGCGGCCGGCGGUGAGGGCGACGCCGCCGGCGGCUCGUCGACGACCGACGGCACCCCGACGGCGGAGCCACCCCGGGUCAUCCGGCGCUACACGGUCGCGUCCGUCGAGUUCGAGCGCGUCGAGACGCCCUUCCUCAUCGGCCUGUGGAUCUUCUGUGCCAGCCUCGCCAAGAUCGGCUUCCACAUGGCGCCCUCGCUGAGCAAGAUGUUCCCCGAGUCGUGCCUGCUGAUCGCGGUGGGGGUGGCCAUCGGCUUCCUGCUCUUCCUCACGGACAAGCUUCACGUGUCGCCGCUCACGCCCGACACCUUCUUCCUCUACAUGCUGCCGCCCAUCAUCCUGGACGCCGGCUACUUCAUGCCCAACCGGCUCUUCUUCGACCACCUGGGCACCAUCCUCUGGUACGCCGUCGUGGGCACCAUCUUCAACACCCUGACCAUCGGUCCUGUACCACAUGUUCGAGUCGUACACGGAGAUGGGCCCGAGCAACAUCCUGGCCACGGACCUGCUGGCGGGCUUCGCGUCCUUCUUCGUGGUGGCGUUGGGCGGCACCGUGAUCGGCAUCGUGUGGGGCUUCGCCACGGGGCUGGUGACCCGCUUCACGCACCAGGUCCGCGUCAUCGAGCCCAUCUUCAUCUUCGUCAUGGCGUACCUGUGCUACCUCAACGCGGAGAUAUUCCAUCUGAGCGGCAUCAUGGCCAUCACGUUCUGUGGCAUCACCAUGAAGAACUAUGUGGAGGCCAACAUCUCGCACAAAUCGCACACGACGGUGAAGUACGCGAUGAAGAUGCUGUCCUCAUCCUCGGAGACUGUCAUCUUUAUGUUCCUGGGCGUGGCGACGGUGAACAAGAACCACGACUGGAACACGUGGUUCGUCAUCCUCACCAUCUUUUUCUGUUCCGUAUUCCGAGCUAUCGGAGUAAUCGUGCUAACCGCCCUAGUCAACCCCUUCCGUCUCUACAAGCUGGACCGCGUCGAGAAGUUCGUCAUGUCGUACGGCGGUCUACGUGGUGCUGUUGCCUUCGCUCUAGUUCUCCUUAUCAAUCCGAAGCACGUCAAGUUGCAGCCCAUGUUUGUAACGACAACUAUUGCUGUCAUAUAUUUCACUGUAUUCUUCCAGGGCAUUACAAUCAAACCCUUGGUGAAAAUCCUGAAUGUAAAGAGGGCGGAAAAGAGGAAGCCUACGAUGAAUGAAAGGAUACACGAGCGGUUUAUGGACCACACCAUGGCGGGCAUCGAGGAUAUAUUGGGCCACCACGGCAACCACCACGUUCGGGACAGGUUCAAGCGGUUUGACAACAAGUUCAUCAGGCCUUACCUACUUCGGGACCAUAAGGGAGCUGAACCCAAGAUUUUAGAAACCUUCUCCAAGCUUACGAUGAAAGAUGCCAUGGAGCUGAUGAAAAGAAAUGCCUCAAACGUGGGCAACAUCUCAGGGACUGAAAGCAUGUCUGCGAUAUUUAGGAAUUAUACUUCGAAUAACUUGAACCUCAACGGCAGCGCGUCCUUCAACCAGCUCGACCAGUCCACGUGGAACAUCGACAUGCAGGAGCUCGAAUACAACCCUUCGAAGAAGGACCUCACUGACGCCAAGAUCCAUCACCUGCUAGCCGAGGAGCUGUGCAAGCCGUACAGAAGGCGGGGCUUUAAGGACGAGCUGCACUCAGGAAGAGAGCACCGGAGGCUGAGCUACAGUCGGCACGCCGUCAACGACCGGGACCUGGCCACCCAGGAGGUCAACUACCGCAUGCACAUGAACCACAUCCGCCGCCUGGUCGGCGACGAGCGCAAGCACCACCACAAGCGCUCCAAGCGCCUGGGCAAGGUGAGCAGCAAGCGCUAUGUGUUCAAGGACGGAAAGCAAAAUCACGUCAGUUUUCCAGGAAUCCAGCAAAACGGGUCUGCCAAGCAAUUCUCUCACGAUUACAUCGAUGAGGUGAUCCUGGAGGCUGAGGACGGCGAGGGCAUCCCCACCACCAAGGAGGAGUGGGAGGGAGGCAUCACGUUCACCGUCCACCCCUCCCCAACCGUUUCAGGGAGUGGAGUCCCAUUAUGGGCUUCGGGCUCUGCGGCCGGAUCUGGUUCUGGCUCGCCCUCGCCCGAGUGCGCGUUGCUUACCCAGGUAGCCUCCUUGCCAGGGUUGGACCCUCGCAGGGCCCGCCUCGUCAGGCAGUACUCGAAACCCGUAGACUAUGACGACGCGCCCACCGUGGCCGAGGUGUCAUUGCCUUGGAGGAGGGAGCGGGAGGAGGAUCCUCUUUCAUCUGGAAAUGAACCUAUCAAAAAGAUUUCUCAGUGCUCCCAGUUAUCGAGAGAUGACGUGAGCGACGCGGGCCGGGUGUCCACGCCCACCGCGACGGAGAGCGUACUGCCUUGGAAGCGUGACGACGACUCUGGUGAGCUGAGUGGCCCAGUCAAGCAGCGAGAGUUCCCACCCUGGUGCACCAACAAGGAGUACCUAGCCUACAAUUCACCGUCUGCAACCUUCCUAGGCGGCAUUGAGCAGCCCAAGACGGCGUCUGUCAUAGGACUGUUCCGACGCGAUGGCUCGGCCGGCUCGAGGACGUCGUCCGAGACGUCGCUGCAACGCCAAGGGUCGGAGUCCCCGCCGUCCGGCCCCAUGUCCAUCCUCCUCAUCGAGGAGGGCGUCUCCGGCGAUCCCCUCGGAGUGGCGACGUCGGUUGGCCGGCGACCCCUGGCCGGCAGGAGAGGCAGCCUUCUGGAGCUCAGCACCCCCGUCGUGGAUCCCAUCCCGGAGGAAGACGCUCAUUCGGGUUCGACGCAGGCCACGACGCCAUCCACCCCCGGUCCGACGCCGUCGCCUGCAACGACGGUGGCGGCUGGUUCACCGAAUGAGACCACACCCGCAUUGGGUCGGCGGCGACCUGGGUCGAGCAUGAGUCAGGGUGGUGGUGGCGGCGGCAGCAGCAGUAGUCUCAGUCGCCUCAGGCAGCAGACGCUGUCUUCCGGGUCGUCGGCGUCCUCGUUUGGCGAGGAGCUUCCCGUGCACGUCCAGUUAGCCGAGAUGGAAGAGGAUCUGGACACCGAGGACGACAUGGACGAGCGGACGCGGCUCAGCACGGACAGAACUUAAUCUCAGCAAGUUUCGUCCUUUAUUUUUUAAAGAAACUAGACUUUUCGUAAUUUUUCAAAGCCGUUUAAUUUAUUGGUGUGGGUGGACCCUUCACUCUGUGACGCUCAAAUCAGUCGGCUCCUGCCACAUACUAAAGCCGUGCCUUGUCUAGGCCCGUAGGGUUCUUUAUCCUCAACGACACCGCAAGGACGGAGCGUCGGUCUGACUCGGGUCAUUCCAAGCAAACUUGAAAUGAAUAAGACAUAUGUACGCCUUGCUUCGAAUGCUUUCUUGCCUACUCUGUCAAAUAGCAAAAAAUUGAGAUCUCUAUGAAAUGUCUCCGAUUUAUACACAUAUGUAGUAGACUUGCGACUCUGUAUGUCUGUAUGGUUUCACGCCGAACAGAUUUUGCGCUUCUAGUACAUUUUUUCAAGUAUACUGAACUGGAAGCGCUCGCCCUUCGACGCUAGGACAUUUCUCUAUUGUAAGAGGUUCAGAGUAACGGUAAAAGACUUGUGGAGCUGUGGGCGUUGCCAUAUGCCAGCCGUUAACUGCAGGUAUAGCGCAGCGUCGGAUUGCUGUGAUGAGUGUAUUUGCACGGUGGAGAAGCGAAUAGUUAGACAAUUUGUAAUAUACUGGCGCCGUAUAUGAUGAUUUUAAACAAGUUUCAUGUGUGAUUUUUGUGAGUAUCCUUUUGCGUACGCGAUGUGCUGAGGAUGAGCAGUGAAACAGGGUUUUACAGAAGCGCGUCAGCUAGCAUGCAGAGACUGAUAUGUGUGAAUGUGUGCGUGGUGGGCGGCCCGGCGGCGGCACGAGUCCAGCCCCCCGCGUAGCUUCGUUAAUAAGAAUUAUUGUACAUACUUUUCUAGUAAAACGGAUGUGCCUAUAUCGGGCGGCGUCCGUCGCCGCCUCUUUAGACGAUUAUA
Molecule: messenger RNA, 4678 nt
Organism: Frankliniella occidentalis (western flower thrips)
Lineage: Eukaryota; Metazoa; Arthropoda; Insecta; Thysanoptera; Thripidae
Product: sodium/hydrogen exchanger 3
Biological process (GO): regulation of pH; proton transmembrane transport; sodium ion transport
Cellular component (GO): membrane
Molecular function (GO): sodium:proton antiporter activity
Source: RefSeq, a predicted model, not a curated record